This is a messenger RNA of Akanthomyces muscarius, 1776 nucleotides long. RefSeq lists its product as uncharacterized. Gene Ontology annotation, cellular component: nucleus. The coding region runs from base 1 to 1776 and encodes 591 amino acids. The record is from RefSeq and is a predicted model, not a curated record. Gene Ontology annotation, biological process: regulation of DNA-templated transcription; DNA-templated transcription. Gene Ontology annotation, molecular function: DNA binding; zinc ion binding; DNA-binding transcription factor activity, RNA polymerase II-specific. Lineage: Eukaryota; Fungi; Ascomycota; Sordariomycetes; Hypocreales; Cordycipitaceae. The transcript has 5 exons.
AUGAGUGCCUCUCCUUUGGGCCACCUGGUGACCCCAGAACCCACCACCCCGACGACGAGGACACUUGCGCGCAUGUCCUGCGAGUCUUGUCGCGAACGAAAGCAAAAGUGCGACCGUCAAUUGACAAAAUGCCGCCGCUGUGUCGCUCUCGGCCACGAGUGUCGAUAUCCCGCAUCUCGAAAAUCCCACAAGGGUGGGAGGCGGCGGGUGGCAGAUCUGGAGCUAAAAAUACUGCAGCUCGAGGACCGCAUCAGAACAUCCAGCCAUGACGAAGUGAGCCAUCCUCAGCAAGACCAGCAUGUCCUGGACACGCCCGCAUCGACGCACCGGUCUCCCGUCGAGAAACCAAUCGAGACCCCAAUCUCAGUGCAAUCUGUCCGUGAUGAAAUAGAGCAUGAUACCCCGACUGGAAUCUAUGCGGAUACGUCUUACGAGGACACACCUCAACCAUCGCUCGGCCCAAGCACCAGCAACUUCAGUCCGAAUGAGCUUGUAUCAUCUGAAGUACAAAAGACGCUUACAAUCCUGUAUUUUGAGAAUUGCUACCCCGUCGCCCCUAUGCUGCACCGCUCGCGCCAUCUCGCCGCCUUGGCUCUACCCACCACCCGCCAACCCGCUUCCUGUCUCCAACACAUCAUCAUGGCCCUCGGUGCCGCCACCGACGCCCAAUUCGCCAGCCUCGAGACGCCGCUCUACGAGAGAGCAAGGCACCUCGCUGAGCAAGAUGAGUUCAAGUCAAGCGACACAAUCAGCGUGGCCCAUGCCCAGUGUUGGUUUCUCAUUUCGCAUUUCGAGGCCCAGAGGGUCUUUUUCUCGCGCGCCUUUGUCAGUCUGGGGCGGAGCAUCCGCCACGCGCAGAUGCUCAACCUGCACGGGCUGGAUCGCGACAGCAAGCACGCGCCCAAUCUGUACUCGCAGUGCAAGCCCGCCGAGGACUGGAUCGAGCUGGAGGAGCGGAGGAGGACGUGGUGGAACAUUUACACAUGCGAUCGGCUGACUUCGGCGACGUCGGGGCUGCCAGCGGCCAUAGAUGAUCGAAAGAUGUAUACGCCACUGCCUGCAUCGGAAGAGGCCUUUGAAAGUGGGCAGCAAGAAGAACCGAUAACAUUACAAGAGAUGUUACGAGGACAUGAAGCCAUCAAGUCCAGCCUGGCAGCUCGCGUCCUGGCAGCUCACCUCUAUUACCAGGUCACAGACUCAUCGACGCAACACGUCGAUGCUGGAGCUGCUCCUUCCAGCGACGAGUACUGGACACAGCACCGUGUCGUGGAGAAUGCCUUGAUGUCGCUCAUGGUCCGGCUGCCACCGCAUCUCCAGCUCCCGCAGAGCUCUCACCGUCACGAGGCCGUCUUCACCAACAUCCUCAUCCACACCGCCACCGCCUGCCUGCACAAGACGGCCGUCCAGCGGACCCGCAGCGAUAGCAGCGACUUGGCCUGCGAGUUCCACCGGCGACAGAGCCGCGGCCGCAUGCGGGCCGCCGCCGCGGAGACGCUCGCCGUCUUUCGGCUCGCGGAGCGGCUCCUCGCCGGCGUGCGGAACCCGAUCCAGGACUACGCGGCAUACGUGGCCGCCCUCGUCUUCCUGGAGGAUUUCGCCGUCGAGCAGAGUGCGGACAGCCAGGACGGCCUGGCUUUUCUGCUCCAGGCUCUGCAGACGGACGGCGGGCACGAGGGACACGAGGUGCGUCGCAUGCUAGCGGGUCAGCUGGGUGCUGAGCUGGCGCGGCUUGGGAUCGAGCUGCCAACGCCGAGCGAAGCAAGCCUGUCUGUCUGA